GGAGUCGGGACAUGGGAUUUGGAAAUCAGCGCUUCGGGAUAAGGAGAAGAGAAAUAAGAACAGCAUCGUCUCCUGCCGAGGUGCGCUGAAUAAAGAUGGACUCCGGGAGGGAAAUCAGCGUCCCGUGACUCAGAAGACAGCUCAGGGCAAAGGUGACAUGGAGCUACUUCAGUGUUGUGUCUGGAGUCCAUCGGCAGCUGACACAAACCGGCCGUAAACGCUCGCCUGACCUGAUGCGGCAUCGAUGAACCGGCGCGCCCAGCGACACAGCCGGGAGCUAACGGGCUCGAACCAUGUAGCAGUGACAUCUGAUCUGAGACAGUCCGACGGCAGCCAGCAUGGAAGUGCAGACCACCUCUCUGAUUUGGAUUUACGUCAACAGUACAGAGCCAGCCAACGCCUCCGAUGAGUACAACUCCACCGACAGCGCAGAGAAGUACCACUCCUACGUGGUCGGCCUCUUCCUGUCCUGCCUCUACACCAUCCUCCUCUUCCCCAUCGGCUUCAUCGGCAACAUCCUGAUCCUGGUGGUCAACCUGAACCACCGCGAGAAGAUGACCAUCCCCGACCUUUACUUUGUCAACCUGGCAGUGGCCGACCUCAUCCUGGUGGCCGACUCGCUCAUCGAGGUGUUCAACCUGAACGAGAAGUACUACGACUACGCCGUGCUGUGCACCUUCAUGUCGCUCUUCCUGCAGGUCAACAUGUACAGCAGCAUCUUCUUCCUCACGUGGAUGAGCUUCGACCGCUACGUGGCGCUGGCCAGCUCGGUCAGCUGCAGCGCGCUGAGGACCAUGCAGCACGCCAAGCUCAGCUGUGGCCUCAUCUGGAUGGCGUCCAUCUUGGCCACGCUGCUGCCCUUCACCAUCGUGCAGACGCAGCACCGGGGCGAGCUGCACUUCUGCUUCGCCAACGUCUUGGAGAUCCAGUGGCUGGAGGUGACCAUUGGCUUCCUGGUGCCCUUCUCCGUCAUCGGCCUGUGCUACUCCCUGAUCGGCCGCAUCCUCAUGAGGGCCCAGAAGCACCGCGGGCUGUGGCCGCGGCGGCAGAAGGCACUGCGCAUGAUCGUGGUGGUGGUGCUGGUCUUCUUCAUCUGCUGGCUGCCAGAGAACGUCUUCAUCAGUAUCCAGCUGCUGCAGGGCACCGCCGACCCGGCGCGGAGGACCGCCACCACGCUGUGGCACGACUACCCGCUCACGGGGCACAUCGUCAACCUGGCGGCCUUCUCCAACAGCUGCCUCAACCCCAUCAUCUACAGCUUCCUGGGGGAGACCUUCAGGGACAAGCUGAGGCUCUUCAUCAAGCAAAAGGCCAGCUGGUCACCCGUGGACCGCUUCUGCCACCAUGGCCUCAAUUUGGGCCUCAGGACUGAGGUGUCGGAGGUGUGAGGGGGCCCCAAAAAGGAAUGAUUACCUCCACCUUUUAUGUAGAUUAGGAAUCUUAUCACUUUUUGAACAAAAACAUCCAACACAACGCUACAUAAUCAAUAUCUCUCAAGUCACGCUUCAGCGAGGGACUGUAGGAUACUUUAGAGUAGACAGUGUACAGCUUGUAUAUUUGUCCUGUAAGCCCUCAGGGCAGAUAGUAUUGCUGAUCUAAAUGCCCUUACGUGCUCAACAGAUUUGCUCUGCCAGGGAAAAGUGUAGGAUACUCUUCCCCUGUUAUACAGAAUUUAUUUGACCUUUUGUCGUUAUGCUAAUUUGGAGCGGCCGGACCGGAGCAGGAGGGGAUAGAAAAGAAGAGAGAAGAAAACAGAGUGGGAACAAUACAUUAUAGAUUUACAAUCGACGGACAAUAACACACAUCCAUUAUUGUAUAAAUAGCUAACACAGUCAAUAAAAACAGUCACUGUGAUACAAGCUGUACACUGAUUACUCUUAAGGGUGUCCAACUUUACUUUCAGUAGUGGUGUCCCUUGAGAAGAUAUACUGAGAUGUGAGGGGCUUCACAUUCACUACUUCUACACAUGUACAUGUAAGCGUUCUGUGACAAAAGCCUGUAAAAGCUGGCAUUCUCCCGCUUUUUUUCUGUGACGCUGUUCUGCAUGAACCGCACCGACUUGGAAUGCGGAGGACAAAGUCCAGCUGGCACUUUCCUACCUUUCUGAGGUAGUAUCAGGGGUGGGACAACGCCUGUGUAAAAGGGAAUUCUGCACCCCCGUCACUCACUUUUCCCGCCCCUAUUGUGUUGAAUUAAUUGUCGGACAAGGAUUUUAAACUUCUGGUGUAAAAGGAUCUCGAUUGGAGGCUAAAGAGAACUCCGCCAAGGCCGGACUGCUAUGGUUGUCUUUCAACUUCACCCUUCAGCAACUCAUGUUUCUUUGGCUUAGUUUUUAUCCGGACGCCCCACAACCGUCACAUUCAUCUGGGCUUGGGACCAGCAACGGAGAGCCCCGAUGGCCAGGUGUUAGGUGUUACGCAAACUGGCCUGUAAGUGGUGGUUAUUCGCAUUAGAUCAUAGCAGUCCAACAAGAGACAUCAAUUCGGAGAACUAGCCACUUGAAAUUUUGAACUGAAGGUUACAAAAAUCCUGGACACCACAGCUGUGACCCAAACUUCCAAACUAUUUUAUCGCAUCAUUUGACCACGCCCCUCAGCUAUCUUUUUAAGUUAACUUAAAUGUUAGCAUAGUUGGCAACUCUGAUAAAUACAGUACAUCCAGUUCUAUCAAAUACAUCCAAUUAUGUACUGCAGUUUCCAUUAUCUUCAAAGUGCCUAUUAUCUGACUGUAAGUGUGCACAUACUAUAUAAUAUACACCAUAAAGACCAUUACAAUAUGCAAACAUUAAACACUGCAUAUAUUAGGGUGUGUGUAACAUUUGACAAUAAUGGCUUACAGUAUAGGGACUAUGUAACAAUGACUUUGGCUUUUCAUGGCAUCAUCAUCUCUUUCAUCAUUUCUAUAGUUUUAUCACGUUCACGUUUUUAGUCGCCCUUUGUGCACAUUUUAAAUAUCCUUUGAAAAGUACACAAACAAAAUGUUUUCCAGUUUGUUUUUAUGU
Messenger RNA from Dunckerocampus dactyliophorus (ringed pipefish), 3001 nucleotides. It is a transcript of the gene gper1, whose product is annotated as G protein-coupled estrogen receptor 1. Gene Ontology annotation, cellular component: membrane. The record is from RefSeq and is a predicted model, not a curated record. Lineage: Eukaryota; Metazoa; Chordata; Actinopteri; Syngnathiformes; Syngnathidae. Gene Ontology annotation, biological process: cellular response to estradiol stimulus; G protein-coupled receptor signaling pathway. The transcript is spliced from 2 exons. The coding region runs from base 339 to 1388 and encodes 349 amino acids. Gene Ontology annotation, molecular function: G protein-coupled receptor activity; nuclear estrogen receptor activity.